Messenger RNA from Chaetomium strumarium, 1901 nucleotides. RefSeq lists its product as uncharacterized. The coding region runs from base 361 to 1737 and encodes 458 amino acids. Gene Ontology annotation, cellular component: cytoplasm; nucleus. NCBI's taxonomy places the organism in Eukaryota, Fungi, Ascomycota, Sordariomycetes, Sordariales, Chaetomiaceae. The record is from RefSeq and is a predicted model, not a curated record. The transcript has 5 exons.
CGGACACGACGCUGAGAAGCUGCAACCUUACUGAGCAAUGCGCAUGCAUUGGCAAACCGUUUCGACGAACCAGAACAUAGCUUUGGUGCUCUGUCAGCAAGAGAAUUACCGGUACUCCAGUCGCGUAAUCUCCACGGUGCAGUUUAGAAAGGUCAAAUAUUUCCCGUUCACCGGUCGACUAUCUACGCGCAAGUCUGAAGUGGCUGAGCGGCGGUUGAUAGCAGAUCGGCCUCCCCACUCGGUCAGCGAAGGGCAACCCGAGCUUCGAAAUCAGAGGUAUUAAAGUGAAGUUCCCGUCGCUCACAAACAAGUCUAUCUCUCUUUGUCUCAAGGCGUCCUUCUCCUCCUUCGCACCCCAAGAUGGACACUCCAGCUGUCCCAAUGCCAAAAGAUGAACAGGAGCGGCAAAUCUUAGAUCGGCUCACUGUUAUCCGAGACAAGCUGCUGCUUCUGAAGAGGGACCGUACACAGUACAUUAGAUCUCAAGAUGUCAUGGUGCUCUAUGACCAGUUAGUGGACCAGGUCAAGCAAUUGAAUGAGAUCCGCAAGGGCGAGCAUAGGGGGGAAAACAGACUGGACAGAGUUCUCGAGAGUUGUUUACAGCUCAUCUCACUUUUCUUCAUGACAAUCGGACGAACGAACGACGUCCCUGCAGCCUACGCGUUGACAUCGACCAUCAAGCGCCUCUUGGAUCACCUGACGGAAGCGAGACUCUUCUCACCUAAGGACCUCGACAGCAUAUCCAACACAUUAGGCAGACUUGAUGGAAUCCUGAAGAACGCCGAGUCGGCGCACUCGCCAUAUCUCGUGGAGCUGUUGGCACAUAGGGAGGCAUUGUGCAAGUCCAUGCUGACCAAUCUGCGCAAGCAGCUGGACCAGCUGGACGAGCCGUUACAGGCGACCUACGAGAGGUUGAUCUCCAUCAUGCGGUCUAUGUCGCUUGCCAAUACCAAGUCGAAGUUUUCUGUCACUGAAGUCCAAAAGUUCAUUGCGAAACUGAAGGAGAUCGAAGGAACCAUGGUGAACGGCAAGUUUGUGGAUGCUGAAGGCAAGGAGCUGCGUGGAAGCGAUGCGGUCUCAGAAUUGCUGAAGCGAUGCCUGAUGUGGUCGAACAUUGUGAUCGAGAGAAAGGGCGAGAUCCCAGAAGCCUUCCGGGACAAGUACAACGUUCUCAUCAAUAUCCGCAACGAGCUUGAGAAGCUGUCGAUCACGCAGGCCUGGUCGCUGCGCGAGACAGACCUGUACGACUUCCAGCGCGAACUCGACAAGAUUGACGAGUCGAGGGUGGAUGGCAACUGGCUGGAUCAAGACGGCAACCCGGCUGAGCUCUACGUCCAGCGGACUCUGCUCUACCUCAUCCGACGUAGCUACGGCUACAUCUAUUACCUUAUGAUGUCCUCCGAGCCGGUAUCGGAGGCUCUGCUGCCUAUCUACAACCAGUUGCAGACACUGAAGCGGUGCUUGAUCGAGGUCAAGAAUUCAGGGGGGGUCAGCUCAGUGCGGGAGCUCUAUCCUUACAGCAUGAAGCUGAACUCGAUUGACAACAUGAGGGUGGACGGCAAGUUCAUGGUCGGUGACGACAUCCCAGAAGGCCAAGGGAGUGUAGCAGAGCUGUUGGCGGAAUGCUUCGAUCUCAACUACGAGCUGAGGGUCGCCGUGGAGGAAUCGGAGGGGAGCGGGAAGGAGAGCGGGAAGCAGAGCGGCGCAGAAUCGCCUGCCCCGCAAGGGACUGCAUGAUGGCUGUAUGGGUUUGUGUAUGAGUACGAUCAGUCUACGGUUUGGUGGUUCUGUUGUAUGGCGUUCUGAGCAGGCACAUGGCGGGCAUAUCGAAGCGGCAACGCCAAUUAGCGGUUUCCACGGGGCUCAGGGGGAGGUCACAUCGAUAUUUGUCUGGAAGAACA